GUCUCCUGCAUGCGCACCGGUCCAAUGUGCAUUACUGUUAUUAUUCAUCUCUGGUGAAUCAAAGAUCACGAGACUAAACAAUAAGCCAUCACACACGCUGGAAACUUGAACAGUUAAACAUGAGCUGAGUUGCACAAACUUAUUCAACAACUUUUUUUCAUAUUUUGGAGAUGAUUGCAUGGAGUUUUUUUCAUUGCAUUGCUGAUGCAGUGAGUUCAUGAAGAUCUUUUUUUGGUGCUGUACAAGGACACAACUAGUACAUUUUGUUGGCAUAUGAGAGGUAGAGAAUGGCUUGAAGCGAAACGAGAGAUUUGCUGAAGAAUGCACUGCAGUGGAUUCAAAUGAAGAUUUCUACUGUCUGCAUGUGUUCAACAACAAACAAACAAAAAAGAGAUGAAGACGCGGUCAGUGUAAUAGUGUUGGGCAGUUGCCAGCUGUCUGGGUCAGACACGUUUUAGACUCGAGCUGCUGUCUGAAGGAAGCCGCUUUAUUAAACUCAUGAAUGUUCGUCUGCACAGUAACUACCGCUUCUGCUGCGAUAGUAAGAAAUACACGCAAAAGGAGGUGAUAUACAGGAUAUAUCUCUGUUGGAACUGGACGACUCUUCUGCUGGAUGUUCUAGAGAAUAGCCGGCAUUUCAUCUGAUGUUCAUCCGGCAAACAAAUGGAUUGUUCGGGACAAGCUCCUAAUAUAGAUCUGCUGCUGUGGAAUAACAUGAAGAGAGUUCUUAUGGAUGAUUCUUGGCCUUCCUAGAGACUUCACCUUUAGGAAGACUUUUAAACCUGGGAUUAAGUGUGAACUGAGUUUCGAAUGUGUCGAGGAUGCUUGUCACGGAUAUGUUAUGGUGCGAAGCUGGAUUGAUCAUAUCACUUUAAUCCACUUGUAGCCUGCCCCGACCCCCCUACCCCCACACUCAUGUCAGAUAUUCCCUAAAUUAUGGAACUUUUUUGGAAGACGCUGACUUGGAUAUUUAGCCUGGUCUUGGCUGCUGCUGAAUCUCAGAUCCUGUCAUACAACUCUCAAGCGGAAUUCCUGUCCACGCUGGAGCACUAUCAGCUGACAGUCCCAGUGCGGGUGGAUGAGAGGGGCCAGUUCAUGAGUUACACUGUGAAGCAUUACAGGCCCGGUCGGCGGAGACGUGGACUGGACCAGGCUGAGCUGGACCACACUGAGACCAGGCUUUUUUACAAACUCUCCGCCUACGGCAAGCACUUUCACCUGAAUCUGACACUCAACCCCAAUCUGGUUUCUAAACAUUUCACAGUAGAGUACUGGGGCAAAGACGGACUAGACUGGCAACAUUCAGUGGUCCAUAACUGCCACUAUGUUGGAUAUCUACUGGAUCAAUAUAGCACUACAAAAGUGGCAUUGAGCAACUGCAAAGGCUUGCAUGGUGUCAUAACCACAGAGGACGAGCAAUAUUUAAUAGAGCCAUUAAAAAAUAUAUCCAGAAAUUUCAGUGAUGUCAACCACACAGGACAACCACAUGUUAUUUAUAAAAAGACUUCCAUUCCCUCUCCACAAGAGCCAAGCGAGGAGUUCAGCUGUGGUGUUUCAGACUUCACAAUAAGCAGGACACCCUGCUACGAUACCAACCCUGAAGAAAACCCAUCGUACCAAGUCCCGGGCAGCGACAGCUCGACGGGUGGCCAUCGCCAGCGCCGGUCCGUCAGUUCUGAACGCUUUGUGGAGACCCUAGUGGUGGCGGACAAAAUGAUGGUCGGCUACCACGGUCGCAAAGACAUCGAGCACUACAUCCUGUCUGUAAUGAAUAUUGUUGCCAAACUUUACCGUGAUGCCAGUCUUGGAAACGUUGUGAACAUUAUUGUAACCCGACUGAUUGUUCUGACAGAAGAUCAGCUCAACUUGGAGAUUAACCACCAUGCAGACAAAUCUCUAGACAGCUUCUGUAAAUGGCAGAAAUCCAUUCUUUCUCAUCAGGGGGAUGGAAACAGUAUCCCAGAGAAUGGGAUCGCCCAUCACGACAAUGCUGUUCUCAUUACAAGGUAUGACAUCUGCACCUAUAAGAACAAACCCUGCGGUACUCUCGGUUUGGCGUCUGUAGCCGGAAUGUGUGAGCCAGAGAGGAGCUGUAGUAUUAAUGAAGAUAUAGGCCUUGGCUCUGCCUUCACUAUUGCACAUGAGAUCGGACACAAUUUCGGCAUGAACCACGAUGGGAUCGGGAACUCCUGCGGGACCAAAGGUCACGAGACAGCCAAGCUGAUGGCGGCCCAUAUCACAGCCAACACCAACCCCUUCUCCUGGUCAGCCUGCAGCAAGGACUAUAUCACCAGCUUUUUGGACUCAGGUCGGGGAACGUGUCUGGACAAUGAGCCUCUGAAACGAGACUUCCUGUACCCCACUGUGGCUCCAGGGCAGGUGUACGAUGCAGAUGAACAGUGUCGUUUCCAGUACGGUGCCUCCUCCCGUCAGUGCAAAUAUGGGGAAGUGUGUAGAGAGCUCUGGUGCCUUAGCAAAAGUAAUCGCUGUGUCACCAACAGUAUCCCCGCUGCAGAAGGAACCCUGUGCCAGACCAGCACCAUUGAAAAGGGGUGGUGUUAUCAGGGUGAAUGUGUGGCAUUUGGGACAUGGCCGCAGAGCGUGGACGGAAGCUGGGGACCUUGGACAACCUGGGGAGAAUGCAGUCGUACCUGCGGUGGUGGCGUCUCCUCGUCCAUGCGACAUUGUGACAGCCCAGCGCCAACAGGCGGAGGGAAGUACUGUCUCGGAGAGAGGAAGCGCUACAGAUCGUGCAACACUGACGCUUGUCCAGCAGGAUCACGUGACUUUAGAGAGAAGCAGUGUGCCGAUUUUGACAACAUGCCUUUCCGUGGGAAGUACUACAACUGGAAGCCAUACACUGGAGGUGGAGUGAAACCGUGUGCUUUGAACUGUCUGGCUGAGGGCUACAACUUCUACACAGAACGUUCCCCCGCUGUCAUCGACGGCACGCGCUGCCAGGCCGACUCGCUGGACAUAUGCAUCAAUGGAGAGUGUAAGCAUGUUGGCUGUGAUAACAUCCUGGGCUCGGAUGCCAAGGAGGACAGAUGCCGUGUGUGCGGCGGGGACGGCAGCACGUGUGAGGUCACCGAAGGACUGUUCAACGAUUCACUACCCAGAGGAGGUUACAUGGAGGUCGUCCAGAUACCUAAAGGAUCGGUUCAUAUUGAAAUCAGGGAAGUGGCCGUGUCAAAAAACUAUAUUGCUUUGAAAUCGGAGGGGGAUGACUAUUACAUCAACGGAGCCUGGACCAUCGACUGGCCCCGCAAAUUUGACAUCGCAGGAACAGCCUUCCACUACAAGAGGCCGACCGAUGAACCCGAGUCGCUAGAAGCUCUAGGGGCCACCACUGAAAAUCUGGUGGUUAUGGUGCUGCUACAGGAACAGAACCUGGGCAUCCACUACAAGUUCAAUGUGCCCAUCCAGCGUACAGGAAGUGGGGACAAUGAAGUGGGCUUCUCUUGGCACCAUCUGCCCUGGUCUGAGUGCUCAGCAACAUGUGCAGGAGGUUCGCAGAAGCAGGAGGUGGUGUGUAAAAGACUGGAUGACAACUCCGUGGUCCAAAACAGCUACUGUGACUCGGACAGCAAACCGCCAGGGAACCAGCGGCCCUGUAACACCGAGCCUUGCCCUCCCGAGUGGUUUAUCGGUGACUGGUCAGAAUGUGGGAAAACCUGUGACGGAGGCAUCCGAACACGUACCGUUUUGUGUAUACGUAAACUCGGUCCCGCCGAGGAGGAGACCCUGCAGGACAGCCACUGUCUGACCCAUCGACCAAUAGAGCAAGAGUCCUGCAACAAUCAGUCCUGCCCACCCCAGUGGGUGACGCUGGAUUGGUCUGAGUGUACCCCAAAGUGUGGCCCUGGCUUCAAACAUCGUAUUGUUCUGUGUAAAAGUAGCGACCUGACCAAAACCUUCCCACCAGCCCUCUGUGCGGACCAUAACAAACCUCCAGUCCGGAUUCGCUGCAGCCUCGGUCGCUGUCCGCCGCCACGCUGGAUCCCUGGAGAAUGGGGACAGUGCUCUGCUCAGUGUGGCCUAGGGCAGCAGAUGCGGACGGUUCAGUGUCUGUCGUAUACGGGACAGCCCUCCAACGAAUGUCCAGAAUCACUACGGCCCAACAAAAUGCAGCAGUGUGAAAGCAAGUGUGACGCUACACCCAUCUCCAGUGGCGACGAGUGCAAAGACGUAAAUAAGGUGGCAUAUUGCCCAUUGGUGCUGAAGUUCAAGUUCUGCAGUCGUGCGUACUUCAGGCAGAUGUGCUGCAAGACGUGCCAAGGACACUGACCCUGCGGAGAAGCAGAGACAGAUGCUGCAACAGAAAACUGGCAGAGAGAGAGAAAAGCAGACCAGUGUUGGAGGAGUCAACACUGGGCAUGGAGAAGGAAGCCUCUCUCUCUUGCUCAUCAACACACACAUAACUGCUUUUAGCCCUGUGGAACCCAAACCACUGCUCAGCACUGCGCUGACACCUGUUUAAUUUUCACUUCUGUGAAGUGGGAAUGUAUAAAAUGAUCAUUAUUGUUGUUAUUUUUAUAAUAAUAAUAAUAAUUGCUAAUGGUUAUUAUUAUUAUCAGUGUCUUUCUGUUGUUAUAAUCCAAAGUGCUGGACACAACGCUCACAGAAGUAGCACGGCAGAGGUUUACUUCAAGGUGGCCAUCUACAGGAGUUUGGGAUGUUGGUAUAUCCCCUUGUCUUACAUAAACACUCCUCCCACGGUUCUUUUGGCAACUCAGAGGCAUUCCAAAUGAUGGCGAUUACUCAUUAUGGGAGUAAUUGGAAGUCAUUUGUUUUCAAUAACAGUUGGCGAUUUGAAGCAACAUGAGCAUCAGAGACUGACCACAACCAACAAUGGGAGUGCGAACACUGCCAUACACAUUAUCUGCCACAUGAUAGGAACAUUUCCAAAAAAUGGACAGGACAGCGACUUGGUGACAUGAAUGCCUCUUUAGGGUUAUAAAAAAUGUUCACAUUUUCCACCCAAAUGAUACUUUCCACCCCUAAAAAAAAAGUGUAGAUCAGGGGUACCAAACCCUGCUCUUGGAGUGCUACCUUCACUGUAAUUGUGUCUAAACACUGCAGGAUGGUAGCAGGGUUGGCUACCCCAGGUAGAGAUUGAAUUGACCUUUGAUUUCAAAAAUAUAGACCAGGAGUGUCCAAUCCUGCUCCCUCCUGGAGGACCAACUGUCCUACAGAGUUUAACUCCAACCUGCCCAAUAAACUUGUCUGGAAGUUUCUAGUAAUCCUGCAUUCUUUAAAUACUUGGUUCAGGUGUUUUUAAUUGUGGUAGAAGCUUAACUCUGCAGGACAGUGGCCCUCCAUGAAUAGGAUAGGACACCCCUGGUACUGUAAUAGAUGGUUAGAGCCUGUGUUGGUCAGCUCAACUGUUUAUUUUUGGGGUUAAAUGGAGUUACCCAAUACUAGAUAUGCAUGUGGUUUUUAUUGAAAGUUCAACUUGGAACUUCUCUGUACUUCUAUGUACUAUAAACUUCUUGGCAGACACUUUUAUCCAGAAUGACUUGCAUUGAAUUCAAGGACUACAACCCUUGACCUCGGAGUUGUUAGCGGCAGGCUCUGCCAGUUGAGGAACUUCUAAACUUGACAGCCCUUAGUUGUUACACUUUCGACAAUAACUUUCUAAAAUAACAUUGAGACCAGGGCCAAAAGGGCCAAAGACAAACAUGGUUUGUGAUUGGAUGCUGAAUUUGUGCAGGAGAAAUCUCAAUUAGAGCUUCAGAGUCCAGAUGUUCAGUUGUGCUAGUCACCUGUUUUACUGAGCUGAAUCACAUGACCACAGGCCAAAGAAUUCCACCAUUGUCUGACACUCGAACAAGGCCUGAAAUUCAGAUUAGCUCCAAAGGGACAUUUCUACUGUGUCUUUAGAAUUACUGUGGACACCAGAGAGAUAUUAAUUGCGAUUCUGACGUGAUUCUGCUUUAUGGAUCCGUAUUUUGCUUUAAAUUCCGGGGUUCUGACAUCUAUGCGUUUGUUCCGGGGCCCGCCGUGUUCCAGACGCAAUAAUUCUCGCAUAAUGCGUGCUGCAGCCACAAUCCGCCACAUUAUCAGCACCAUACACAGACAAUUCAUCAGCACGGGGGUGACUUGCUUGGAUACCUCCUGGUCUGUGACGCUGAAGCAUUAGUAGAGUUAAGUGAAGGGCCAGUGCCUGGGUAACCUGCCAGAUCCCGCAGAUCCAGUUUGCCAUCGACUACCUCCAAAACACCUCUUCCUCCUUCCCUGAGAUAGCAGUGCUUCCAGCCCACUCCAUUAAACCCUCCACACUCAAUGGUGCUUUUCUUGUCUCAGUGGAGGACUGUUUGUUCCACUGCCCUUCUUCCGUUCAUCUUUUGAGUGGCCCUGUGGUGCUAUAAGACCUUGAUGCAUUCUGGGUAUGCGGUCUAAGCAAAUGACAGAAAACCAAGAAUACUUUAGUUCUGUUCCAAAUUCUAGUGAGCUUCCUACCUAGACCAGAUUUUUAAGGCAUCAUAGUUGCGUUCCUGAUUUGAAGACUUUUCCAAAAAGUAAGCUGUUCCUUUUAUGUCACGGAAGGCGGAAUAGCAUAUUUCCUUUGCAAAGGCAAAACCAGAAUCCAUUGUGUUGUAAAACAUUCUAGAUUGCAGACUAAGUGAGAAGUAUAAAUGUUUGACUUAAUACUGAAGAGUAUGAAAAAUGUAUAAAAAUACAAUUGAACCCA
Molecule: messenger RNA, 6694 nt
Organism: Pimephales promelas (fathead minnow)
Lineage: Eukaryota; Metazoa; Chordata; Actinopteri; Cypriniformes; Leuciscidae
Gene: adamts6
Product: ADAM metallopeptidase with thrombospondin type 1 motif, 6
Biological process (GO): extracellular matrix organization; proteolysis
Cellular component (GO): extracellular matrix
Molecular function (GO): metalloendopeptidase activity
Source: RefSeq, a predicted model, not a curated record